CAAUUCUUAGGCGCGCUUCUUCAUUGAGGAAAUGGAUUGCGCUGCAUCUCUGAACAUCAUCCGUGAGGGUUGGGAAUGGACACACGUGUAAAAUCCAAGCUAAUGUUAAUUUCAGUCUGAAUUUAGAGUGUACUUUGCACAUCCAAAGGUGUAGGUACAUCAAUCAAGAACAUACAUGGCAGCGAUGCAACAGGUAUUGGACAACCUCCACGAGUUGCCUGGCUCUACGGGAGCUAAGGAGAUAGACCUCAUCUUUCUCAAAGGAAUAAUGGAGAGUCCUAUUGUCAGAUCUCUUGCCAAGGCUCAUGAGAGACUUGAAGAAACCAAACUGGAAGCUGUGAGAGAGAAUAAUGUAGACCUUGUGAAGCAAAUUCUUGAAGACAUCAGCUGCAUAGUCAAUCACAAUGAGACUGCUACAGAGCUGACCAAAAUUCUGAAGGAGCCGCAUUUUCAGUCACUUUUGGAAGUCCAUGAUUUGGUUGCUUCAAAGUGUUAUGAAACACCACCCUCAAGUCCCAGUCUGCUAAAUGAAAUCUUGAACAACCAGACAGCAUCAGGAGAUGCUGUUCGCAUGAUUGGAAUUCAGAAGAAGGCCUCAGAGCCUUUGGGCCUUACCUUUAGGGUAGAGAACAAUGAGCUGGUAAUUGCAAGGAUUCUCCAUGGCGGUAUGAUUGACCGGCAAGGUCUUCUCCAUGUAGGUGACAUCAUUAAAGAAGUAAAUGGCAGAGAAGUCGGGUCUGACCCAAAAGCACUGCAGGAUAUAUUAAGGGAUUGCAGUGGUGGCAUCACGUUCAAGAUCUUGCCUAGCUACAAAGAAACUCCUGUGCCCCUCCAGGUGUUUGUGAAGUGCCAUUUUGACUACAAUCCAGCGAAUGACAGCUUAAUCCCCUGCAAAGAAGCUGGAUUAAAGUUUUCUAGAGGGGACAUCCUGCAAAUUGUAAAUCAAGAGGAUCUCAAUUGGUGGCAGGCCUAUCAAAUGAAGGGAGGAGGAAAUGCAGGUCUAAUUCCCAGUCAAAUGUUAGAAGAGAAGAGGAAAGCUUUUGUUAAACGGGAUUGGGAUCUUUCAGGUUCAUCAGGACCAUUUUGUGGUGCAAUAAUUGGCAAAAAGAAGAAAAAAAUGAUGUACCUGACAACCAAAAAUGCAGAGUUUGAUCGACAUGAAAUAAUGAUCUAUGAGGAAGUAGCGAGGAUGCCACCAUUUCAGAGGAAGACUCUCGUGUUGAUAGGAGCUCAAGGUGUGGGACGACGGAGUUUGAAGAACAGACUCAUCGUAAUGAAUCCCAUGCGAUUUGGAACAACAGUCCCAUUUACUUCAAGAAAACCAAGAGAUGACGAACUGGAUGGACAUGCAUACAGAUUUGUGUCAAGGGUAGAAAUGGAAAUGGACAUAAAGGGCAGUAGAUAUCUGGAACAUGGAGAGUAUGAAGGAAAUCUCUACGGGACAAAGAUCGACUCAAUCCAUGAAGUUGUUAGUACGGGAAGAAUGUGCAUUUUGGAUAUCAAUCCACAGGCACUGAAGAUACUAAAGACAGCUGAAUUUAUGCCGUAUAUUGUGUUUGUUGCUGCUCCUGAAUUAGAAACGCUACGUGCCAUGCAUAAAGCUGUCAUUGAUGCUGGAAUUUCAACUAAACUUCUGACUGAUACAGACUUGAAAAAGACAGUUGAUGAAAGUGCUCGAAUUCAACGAGCAUACAGCCACUAUUUUGAUUUGACCAUUGUCAAUGAUAAUUUGGACAAAGCUUUUCAGAAGUUACAGACUGCAAUUGAGAAGCUCUUUAUAGAACCACAGUGGGUCCCAGUUAAUUGGGUAUACUAGUAAAUUGAAGAUUAAACCGUCUUUCGGUCUGUGAAUACAUAGAAAUUUGGAUAGCGAUGUGGCAGAAGACAUCAGAUGCAAAGGCAGAAAACGUCUGUUUUAUCAGAUGCCUUUAUAUUCUUUGUAGGUUCUGUUUAUAGUACACUAUUUUGGCUUUUUAUAUGAAUAACUGAAGGAAAAGUGUUCUUAUAAAUGUAAUUUAUUUUAAUUUUUCUAACUUUUUACAAAUGAUCUUUGUAUCCAUACAUAUCAAGUGAAGGAAAAUAAGUUGCAAGAGAAACCUUUUUUUCUCAUUUUUGCCUUCAAAUGCCUAGUUUACAGAUGGAUAUCCAAGUUCUAAGGAUUUUGAUGCAAGGUAAAGAUUUUUUUUCAGAUUCCAAAGCUGUAAAUAGCUACAAAGUUAUUUGUUAACUUGUACAGUGGAGUUUUGGUUAAGUGAAGCUUUGCACCAGCUUGAUGUAUAAUAUAUUGUUUCUGCAUUGGUUACAGAAUGAUGGGAUGAGGUCUUCAGUUUAAUGUAACGAAACUGUGUUAAUGAAAGGGCAUAACACAUAGCUCUAGUCUAUUCCUAAAGUCUAUAAUGCCGUUAUAGAUUUGUGUAAACCUGAUGGCAGGAUGGGACCCCUGGCAAUCUGGAUUUUUUUAAACAUUGCAGGUUAACUACCUUCAGCUUGACACUGCAUCAUUCAACUUUAAGUUGUGUGUUGGGUAGCUCCUGCUGUGAAAAUAAUCAAAACAGGUACCCUAGUUCAUCCAUAAGACUUUAAGAUAUAGGAGCAGAAUUAGGCUAUUUGGUCCAUUGAGUUGGUGAUACUCUUCGAUUGUGGCUAAUAUAUCUCAAUCAUAUUUUCCUGCCUUCUCCAUGGUACUUUGAUCCUGGUACUAAUCUUCAAGUAUACUAUGGCAGACUGGCAGUUUGCUAAUCAUCUUUACUCACCUUAUCCCAACAACGUGUGCAUUUAUAUAAUAUGUUUAAUAUAUUAAAAUGUCCCAUAAUGCUUUGCAAGAAAGUCUUGUGCUAGUUACGAAUGUGUUGACAUUCUCACAAUCACAUCAAAACUACCAUCACUACUCUACUCUGUAUAGAUUAACAUCAUUCCUGGAUGCGUUCCUAGCAUACCUCUUAGUUACUUAGACUUGUGGCAUUUACCUGAUUAAUUGGAUUAUUGUUGAUAACUUGCCUGGGAUGAAGUAGAAAUCAUAUGAGAGAUUUGAAUACAGGUCUUUGUUCCCUUCCACAUAUACACUAAGCUGCUUUAUUCCUAUAAUUAGUUUGACAGUUACAGCCCAGGAUCAUCAUCAAUGUAAUGAGAGUUGGCUAAUAGUGACCUUGCAGAAUCAAAACUAGGGCUUGCCACUGCCCAGUAUGUUUAAGUUACUUGUUAUUACUACUCCGUUCACCCACCAACCCCUUUGUCUGACAUUGGGCAUCAGAAAGACUUGUUUUAAAAUCUUGACUAUCUGCCCACCAAACUCUUCUUUUAAUUUAUCUCUAGUAGUAGUUUUAAGUCAGAUUGUAAGUUGAAUCUUAAUUCUUCACUUUCACAUCCUUUAAUGUUGCUGGAAGGCUGGAAUUAUUUUAUUGCAAAGAUGGAUUCUACAGCUGCUUUUCCAUAGAAUGUGCUUUGAGCUGAUUUUUAAAAUUCAUUUUCCUCAGUCAGAACACAUUACCGACCCCCAUCUCCCUCUCUAGUGGUGUAAGCUUUUAAACUUUUUUUUUCUAGUUUCCUUAUUGCUUGUUAACUGAAACUAAAUUGAGCUGACAAAAUAUUACACAUUUGAAUGGAAUAGACUGCAGCUUUAUCUGUUUUCAAUUGACUGUGUACAACUCCACUGAAAUGAAGGCAAAGCAGCACAUUUCAUCCCAACAAUCAAUUUAAGGUGAUUAUUCAACCAUCUCUUGGCUCCACUGCUUGCCCUCAAUAUUUAUAGUUUUCUUCCAAUUUCCUUUGCCAGAUCCGAUUAUUCCUGCUGACUUUUUGAAAAGGUUUUGCAACUAUGGGAUUUGUUAUAAAAUAAAACUUUUUUUUUUACAUUCUCUGUUGCUUCUCCAACUGUUAAGUAACUUAUUGCCUAUUAUUAGGUCUUUAGAUAUUUAACAUGAAACAUGGAAGCAAGUGAAACGAGGAAAUGGAAAGCUUUCACUCUUCCAACAAAGUUUACACAGAUAAAUACUUUAGUAUUUCAAAAAUUCCAGUAUUUGUAUUUUGUUUGAUUUGAUUUAGUUGUGCUAUUAAGCAUAAUAAUGUGUUUGAGAAUGUUAAUUUUAGCUAGUUACUUUAAAACAUUUUGUCAAUGAAUUGUGCUGGUGAUUGUUAUUGAUGAGUUUGUUCUAUGUUGUGGCAUAUUGUCAAUCUACUUUUAAAGUGUAAAUUUUUUUUAUAUUUUGAGGUUGCUUCCUGUCUUGGUGUUUGUAUGUUUCUCAUUCUUUUCCCUACCCCAUCCUGGGUAUGAUUUAGGUGAACUUUGGACAUUUACCACAUUAUUUCCACAUGACACUAAAAACAACACUUGUUAACUGAGCUGUAAAAUGGUCCUCUGCUGCAAAGAGAAUAAAAGACAAAGAAAUUGU
Molecule: messenger RNA, 4388 nt
Organism: Stegostoma tigrinum
Lineage: Eukaryota; Metazoa; Chordata; Chondrichthyes; Orectolobiformes; Stegostomatidae
Product: protein PALS2-like
Exons: 13
Coding region: 176-1816 (546 amino acids)
Cellular component (GO): cell-cell junction; plasma membrane
Molecular function (GO): protein binding
Source: RefSeq, a predicted model, not a curated record